AUGGAGAUGACGCACAGGCAUGGGGUACCAAUCGCGGGCGGGAUGGAGUCGCCGCACGCCAACUACAGGACUAGGAUUGGUAAAGAUUUGGAACCAUACCGCCCUCGAUCGAGCUAUGCGUAUUCUUCUAGAGCGAGUACCGCGGGAGCUGCACGGCCACGCAAGUUCUCGGACCUCGUACAUGUCAAGAUCGACGACGACGCGCCCGCACAGGUGAAAGGUAUCUAUGACACGUAG
Messenger RNA from Trametes versicolor FP-101664 SS1, 237 nucleotides. RefSeq lists its product as uncharacterized. The transcript has 3 exons. Bases 1 to 237 code for a protein of 78 amino acids. The record is from RefSeq and is a predicted model, not a curated record. NCBI's taxonomy places the organism in Eukaryota, Fungi, Basidiomycota, Agaricomycetes, Polyporales, Polyporaceae.